Messenger RNA from Bradysia coprophila, 2543 nucleotides. Its product is annotated as sodium-independent sulfate anion transporter-like. Gene Ontology annotation, cellular component: membrane. The record is from RefSeq and is a predicted model, not a curated record. NCBI's taxonomy places the organism in Eukaryota, Metazoa, Arthropoda, Insecta, Diptera, Sciaridae. Gene Ontology annotation, biological process: transmembrane transport.
CAAAUUGAUGUUAAUGACUUAAUAAUUUGCACCCAGAACAUGUGUGUUAGUUUUGACGAGAUUAAAGGUAUAAAUAUUGAUGCGAGUCAAACAUGAAGAGCUUUAUUGAUUUUCAAUUGACAUCGUCUAUAUCGUACAUCAGUGUAUCUGGACAGAUUUUGGUCCUGGUGAAGAAGAAAUGGAAUAUUUUGGCACCGUUUCACAAGUGUAAUAAAAUAAAUAAAAAUUUUAAAAAAAUUUGACUGUUGGACAAUGCAAAUUGGUGUCGAAUUAAGUUAUUUGGUUUAAAAGUGAAUAACAAAUAGCAAGCAAAACAAAUUUUGUUAAAAAAGAAGAAGAAGUUUUUAAUAGAGAGUGUGUGAUCGGCUGUGAGGUUCCUAGUUCUGCGACUCAAAGUGAAUAAAAUUACGCAAAAUGGGCAAAAACAAAAUUAAUAUCGAACCGAAUAAUCGAACGAGUGCUAGCAGUUUAAAUGACUCGGAGAAAGGAGUGUACAGCAUACAUGGCGUCACAGGUUCACAGUAUUCGGUCAACACAGAUCCGACUUCGUACGGUUCCAAUGAUUUUGCACUGACACCGAAUCGACGAAUAUCUGUGAUCAAUCAGGCGAAAGAAGCCAUUGUGCAGUUAGAUCCAAAGAAAUUUUUCCGCAAAAAAAUGUUGACCAAACGUUUUCCCAUUUUACAAUGGUUGCCCAAAUACAGUGCUGACGAUGCAAUUGGUGAUCUUAUUGCUGGCAUUACCGUUGGUUUAACCGUAAUACCGCAAGCGCUUGCUUACGCAGGUAUCGCUGGACUUCCACCACAAGCCGGUUUAUACGGAUCGUUUAUCGGCGCAAUACUUUACAUAUUCAUCGGGUCAUGUCGAUGCGUAAAUGUUGGUCCGUCGUCCACGUCGUCGUUUUUAACAAAUCAAGUAGCUGGUGGAGAUUGGCCGCGAGCCGUUCUGUGCGGUGUUAUAGCUGGAAUCAUUGAAUUUGCGAUGGGCAUUUUUGGAUUGGGAUUCCUUAUCGAUUUCGUUUCGGAGCCGGUGUUGAGUGGAUUUUCCAGUGCUGUUGCCAUCAUGAUAUUCACCGGUCAGAUCAAAUCGUUGCUUGGUAUUAACGCAACGGGGCAUACGUUUUUGCAGGUGUGGAAGACUAUUUUGCAGGACAUUCAAAAUACGAGAUUGGGAGACACAGUGAUGGGUGUUACGUGUUUAAUCGUACUGUUGGCGAUGAGGCAACUCCCAAAAAUCAAAAUCGGUCCAACCGAUGAUGACCGGAAGAACACAUGCCACAAAAUAUUCAACAAAUUCCUGUGGUACAUUGGAACGGCACGAAACUUUAUUGUGGUCGUGAUUUCCACAGCAAUUUCGUUCAUUCUCAUCGAAAACGAUCGCGGUGACAUACUGAAAACAAUCGGCCCAGUUCCGCAAGGUUUACCCGAAUUCCGGUUACCUCUCUUCACCGUAACGGAAACGAAAAACGAAACCGGCUUCGUCACACAACAGGGAGAAACAUUCUGGGACAUGAUUUCGUACAUGAACGUCGGACUGCUUGCCGUUCCGUUGAUUGCACUGAUCGAAACAAUGUCUAUAAAUAAAUCGGCCGCUAGAGGCAAACCGGUCGAUGCAACGCAAGAGCUGCUUGCCAUUGGUGCCGGCAGUCUUGUCAAUUGUUUCGUUGGAGGCUAUCCGGGAAAUGGGUCUUUCUCCAGAGGGGCUAUCAACAGGGAAUCUGGAGCAAGAACGCCGUUGGGAAGUCUGUAUUCGGGCGUACUAGUGAUAAUAGCUUUACUGUUUCUGACACCGUACUUUCAAUACAUACCGAAUUCAUCGCUGGCAGCUGUGAUUAUGGCGGCUGUAAUUUUUAUGGUUGAGUUGCACGUCAUAAAACCGUUGUGGAGAAGCAAGAGAAGUGAUUUGAUCCCAGCCUUUGCCUGCUUCAUAGCAUGUUUAAUGCUAGGCAUUCCGGUCGGAACAUUUAUGGGCAUUGGAGUGAAUAUGCUAUUCAUUAUGUACCACGCAGCUCGACCAAAAAUUCAAAUGGAACGACGAUACACCCUAAAGAACAACAAAUAUUUGCUGAUCAAACCCGAUCGGUGCCUCAUGUUCCCAUCGGUGGACUAUGUUCGGAAUUUGAUCAACAAGCAAGGUAUGAAAGAGCAAUUGCCGGUCAUCAUCGAUUGCACUUGUGUUUAUGGUGCCGAUUUCACGACCGCAACAGCGAUUAAAAUGUUGCUAGACGACUUUGGCUCCAGGCAGCAGUCACUGUUUUUCCUAAAUCUCAAACCGAGUGUGGCUGAAACAUUUGAAGGAGCUGAACUGGACAUGCAUGUGUACUACAGUUUAGAGUUGUUAGAACGCAUUGUUGAUGAUCCGAAAACGAAUGUGGACUUAUUGGACAAUGUUGUUGAUGACACAAAACCCAAACGACUAUGGACGCAAUUGUAAAAUUGUGGAAUGAUUGAAAUUGUUGUAAAUUGUUGAGUUAGGACCAAAGUUUGUUAGAUCUAGAAGCUGAAAUUGAUACUCUCUUUAAUAAAGUCAGAAUUGUAAGUAAA